AUGGCCACAGCCGAUGUCCUUCUGCCCGCAACACAACCCCUUCCCUCCCAUCUCGCCGCCAACACAGGACACGUUCCUCGCUCUCAGCUAGGAUGGCUCCGUCCCACGACCUCCGAUACCUCCAUAGACGAGAUGCGCCGUCGGCUUAGCACCGACGGCUACCUUUACGUUAAGAACCUCCUGCCCCGAGCCGACGUCCUGAAGAUGCGCGCCCACUACUUCUCCCAGUUCACCUCCACCGACCUCCUUGACCCUUCGUCCGACCCAGGACUGGGAAUCUACGACCAAACCUCUGAUCCAGCAACGCACCGCGGCAUCGGCGGAGGCGAUCCAUCGAGCAAGGAUCUGGAUAUCCUCACUGAAGCGCACACGACGGAGCACUAUCGCGCCUUUGUAGGACAUCCUCAGCUCAGGCAGAAGGUGAGGCAGCUGAUGGAAUGGGAGGAGGAUGUGCUGCUGAUGCGGACCAUGCUCCGACACAACGUGCCCAACGGCAGCGCGACUGGCGUGCACUACGACAAACUAUUUCUCAGAGGCGGCGAAGCAUUCUUCCUUACGGCUUGGGUGCCAAUCGGCGACACGGCGCACAAUGGCGGCGGUCUGAUCUAUCUGGAGGACUCGGUCGAUUUAGGCCAGGCGAUCGAAGACGACUUCAACGCCAGGGCUGACGCACAGAACAUGGACGUCGGCCAGAAGAUCUCGGCUUUCAACGUUAAUAUGACCGCGACUGGCAUCCUGAGUGAUCACCCCAAGGAGUUCGAAGCUGACCACCAAGCGAUCGCAGAAAGAAUUGGGCGGGAGCAGAAGGGCUACAAGUGGUUGGUGGCCGACUACGAGGCUGGAGAUGUCGUGUUCCACCACCCCUGCAUGGUUCACGGGAGCGGGAGGAACGAGGAUGCGGCGGGACGGAUCAGGCUGAGUACCGAUCUGAGGUUCUACAACAAAGAGGACUUCGAUAACGGAACGGCAGAUACUCGCUGGAUGAAGUUCUGGACUAUUGGUGACGGUCUUUAG
Cyphellophora europaea CBS 101466 is the source of this 1014-nucleotide messenger RNA. RefSeq lists its product as uncharacterized. The coding region runs from base 1 to 1014 and encodes 337 amino acids. Lineage: Eukaryota; Fungi; Ascomycota; Eurotiomycetes; Chaetothyriales; Cyphellophoraceae. The transcript has a single exon. The record is from RefSeq and is a predicted model, not a curated record.